CACUAUUUAGGGCUAAGGGAGAUUCUGGAGACAACCUCUGUCCCAUCACCGUUACAUUACCUCGGCCUUCACAUUGAGAUCUGAUCGAGAGCACUGCGAUGUCUCCGCCGGCAGCUUUGGACAUGGAUACCAACGGCAUUGGCGCUCCUAAGCCGUUGACUGUCGAUGGAAUUGCUGCUGUGAGGGCGAAGAGCGCCCCAAUGCCUGCUGGGGUUGCUCCUGCUACCAGUAGUGAUAUGUUCAAGAGUCCGGCCUGUUACACCAAACCAAAGGCGAAGAGAUGGGACAAUUUCUUCACUCUUGAAGCUAAGUCACGAAAGACCUCGACAUUAAAAGGAGCGGCGAAGUUUUUGAAAAACCCAGGCCUUAUUUCCUUGGGUGGCGGGCUGCCCUCCCCAGAAUACUUCCCGUUCGAAGAACUCUCUUUCAAAGUGCCUACCCCGCCUGGCUUUUCCCCCGAAGCAACGCGACAGUCCGGCACUACUUUGGUCGCCGGAAAACAUGAUAUUCGUGAGGGCAAGAGCCUGUACGAUCUUGAGGUUUCUCUGAACUACGGGCAAUCGACUGGAUCCCCUCAGCUGCUCCGAUUUGUGACGGAACAUACCGAGCUCAUUCAUAACCCCCCAUACUCUGACUGGCAAUGCGCUUUGACUGCCGGAAGUACCUAUGCCUGGGAUACAGCUCUCCGGUUGUUCUGUGAAAGGGGUGAUUACCUUCUGAUGGAAGAGUAUACUUUCUCUAGCGCCCAAGAAACCGCCCUUCCCCAGGGAGUCAACGUUGCCCCCGUUAAGAUGGACGAACAAGGACUUCUGCCUGGAGACCUGGAUGAUGUCCUGAGCAACUGGGAUGAGAAAGUCCGCGGUGCUCGGAAGCCUUUCGUUCUCUAUACCAUCCCGACCGGCCAGAACCCCACAGGCGCUACGCAAUCCGCAGAACGGCGAAAGGAGAUCUACAAAGUCGCUCAGAAGCACAACAUUUAUAUCAUUGAGGACGAGCCGUACUACUUCUUGCAAAUGCAGCCGUACACAGGAGCCGAUAGUGCGCCAGUGCCGCCUCCUGCGAACCACGAAGAAUUUGUCAAGUCCCUUAUUCCUUCAUAUCUGAGCAUUGAUGUCGAUGGCCGUGUUCUUCGUGUUGAGUCAUUCUCCAAAGUCCUGGCCCCUGGCUCGCGUACCGGCUGGGUCGUCGGCUCUGAGCAGGUCAUUGAACGCUUUCUUCGAAACACCGAAGUUUCCGCCCAGCAUCCGAGCGGUAUCUCCCAGCUGAUGCUCUUCAAGCUGUUGGAUGAGCACUGGGGACACCUUGGGUACUUCGAUUGGCUUAUCAACCUGCGCAUGCAAUACACCAACCGCAGAAAUAUUAUGGUUCAAGCAUGCGAGAAGCAUCUUCCUCAGGAGAUUGCUAGCUGGAUCGCCCCUGCAGCGGGCAUGUUCCACUGGAUUCAAGUGGACUGGAAGAAGCACCCUGAACUCACAUCUGGUAAGACUCGCGACUCCAUCGAAGAGGCUCUUUUCCAUGCCGCUAUCAACAACGGCGUCCUUGUGUCGCGUGGAAGCUGGUUCAAGGCCGCUGGAGCAAGCGAAGACAAGCUUUUCUUCCGUGCUACAUUCGCGGCUGCCAGUGAGGAGAAUAUCACAGAGGCGAUCAGGAGAUUUGGUGAUGCGCUCCGGGUUGAGUUCAAGCUAUAGACAUUUAUACAGAUUUCGAUAAGCGUCUCCGAACUACAAAUGCUUUCAACUUGAAAUAUAGAUCGCAAGCUAGUAGGUACCGGUACUAGUGGGAUAGAUUUUCCUCCUUG
This is a messenger RNA of Aspergillus nidulans FGSC A4, 1798 nucleotides long. RefSeq names its product aminotransferase-like domain-containing protein. Bases 99 to 1688 code for a protein of 529 amino acids. Gene Ontology annotation, molecular function: transaminase activity; aromatic-amino-acid:2-oxoglutarate transaminase activity; pyridoxal phosphate binding. The transcript is spliced from 6 exons. NCBI's taxonomy places the organism in Eukaryota, Fungi, Ascomycota, Eurotiomycetes, Eurotiales, Aspergillaceae. The record is from RefSeq and is a predicted model, not a curated record. Gene Ontology annotation, cellular component: cytoplasm.